Molecule: messenger RNA, 3652 nt
Organism: Oncorhynchus tshawytscha (Chinook salmon)
Lineage: Eukaryota; Metazoa; Chordata; Actinopteri; Salmoniformes; Salmonidae
Product: RNA-binding protein 39
Exons: 15
Coding region: 1935-3095 (386 amino acids)
Biological process (GO): mRNA processing
Cellular component (GO): nucleus
Molecular function (GO): RNA binding
Source: RefSeq, a predicted model, not a curated record
UCGCGUGUUGAUAAAACCAGAGAACGCCAUUUUAGAGACGCUAAUGAACUUCAAACGCAAAACAAGUUAUAGCUAGCUAAUAUAAGGCUGAAUUCAUUACUAGCUACUGUACAGUAGCGCGGAACGAGAGCAUUUCUUUUUAAGCUGUUGUGUGUUGUUGGGAAGAACAGCAGCAGGCGAAUCUGAGGUCAUAUUUGGCCAAUUUUAUCCUGAAGACGUAGUUGGCUAACGUUAGUUCACUGGCUGGUUUUAUAAGUUUGCUAGCUAAUUUAAUUGUUUCUGGUCACAGAAGAAGCAGACGUUGGGACAAAUCCCUGCGGAGACCAUGGCAGACGACUUUGAUGUUGAGGCUAUGCUAGAGGCUCCAUACAAAAAGGUGGGUAGCUAGAAUUGCCAGGCUUGUAGCUAUGUUUUUUUGCGCAUUCACUAUUUGCUGGUCUUGUAUCAUCUUGCUGCUCAGAGAUAUGUUGCUAUUAUUUAUGGUUAAAUGGUUGUUUGUGCCUCUCAACGUUUGAAUGAGGUGUGUGAUGCAUUGACAUAAUCCAAAAGGUCUGAAUAAACGCCCAUCUCUCUCUCUUUGUAGACUUGCCAAACGAUAUCUCCCCUCUUCUCUCACCUUUUGAUUCGAGUGAGAACUGUGUGUUGGGGGGAGAGUGUAAGGUAGUAAUUUAGCAAUGUAUUGAUGUACUGUGAUCCCCUAGGACAAAAAGAGCUUCAUCUUAGAACAUCCUAUCUAUCACCUGUUUGGUUGCAACAAGGUGAAUGCAAAUGGAUGAUAAUCAGCGCAUUUUACCCCACAUGCAAAGGAGACAAUAUUCACAUUUUCUGUUGACAUGGUAGCUAAAGUUAUUUUCACAAUGUUUACACGUAAUGUUACAGUUGGAUUGACCCAUAGAAAUAUAAUUACUGUGGUACCAGUAGUUCUGGCACAUAUUCUAUUUAUAUACGUGACCUUUUGUUAUGCAUCAGUGUCAAUCAAGUAAGUCUGACCUAAAAUAGGCCUUACAUGCAUAAGUACCUAUUUUACCCUUACAUUUGGCUGUAGUAGAUUAGUCUUCUCUAUAGUAUAUCACUUAACAAAUCAGGCUUAAAUGAGUAGUCAUGAUUUUGCCAAGGUCAACAAAACAAGCUAUUGAUUAUUUUAAAAUAUGAAUACUGUCUCCCUGCCCAAGUCUAUUGUGAUGGUUUCUGAUUUUGUAAAUCAGCAUCUUGACUUUGCAUGCCUUUUAACACCAGUAAUAUUUUACAUUUAUUUUCUUACUACAAUUUAUUUGUAAGAUUUAUUUCAAGGUUUCAUUUCUAUUAUACAUUUAGUUAAUGAUUUCACCAGUAUGAGUAUUUUUCCCCUCAUAAAAUUCAAGCCAUUCAAAUACAAACAUAUCCAUUCAGCUGGCACAAAAAAAUAUAUAGGACAUUUAACAUGAGGCUAAAAGAGUAGAUUUUUUUUCUUCAGUUUUACUUGGGAGUCCAUAUUACUAAGCAGUGUGAAUCCCUGUUUGCUUCAGGGCGAGAUGUGACAGAGGUGGCAUCGAACUCUUACAGUCCAAGAAGGAAAAUGGGUGAAGAUCACUGGACUGACAUCAACCACAGGAUCACUUUUAGCGGCUGUGGGCCAAGCAUGGUCUCAGUGGGCUUAGGAACAGAUAGUGGUACUGGAUGAAAUAAAGUCCUCUAGUGCUAAUGGGAAUGAAGAGCGCAGUAGUAAGAAGAAAAAGAGGAGCCAUCGUAGGAGUAGUCGCAGCCCGAGCUCUGACAAGUGCUACAGCAAAGAUGGGAAGAAGAGUCCGGAGAAGAAACGCAGCCACAGUAAAGAACGCCGGCGCAGUGGUUCCCGUAGCAGGGAACAUGCUGGACGCUACAGAGGAUGCCGGGGCCCCUUGAAACCAAUUGACAACCUGACCCCAGAGGAGAGGGAUGCCCACACUGUUUUUUGUAUGCAGCUGGCAGCCAGAAUCAAACCACGAGACCUAGAGGACUUCUUCUCAGCCGUGGGGAAAGUGAGAGACGUGAGGAUGAUCUCUGACAGAAACUCCAGGAGGUCAAAGGGCAUUGCCUACAUUGAGUUUCUGGAUGUGAAUUCAGUCCCGCUGGCUAUUGGCUUAACUGGUCAGAGACUUCUAGGAGUGCCCAUCAUCGUACAGGCCCCUCAGGCUGAGAAGAACAGAGCUGCAGCAAUGGCCAACAACCUUCAGAAGGGUAAUGCUGGCCCUAUGCGGCUGUAUGUGGGCUCUCUACACUUCAACAUCACAGAGGACAUGCUGCGAGGUGUCUUCGAGCCUUUCGGAAGAAUUGAGAGCAUACAACUGAUGAAUGACAGUGAAACUGGACGAUCCAAAGGAUAUGGUUUCAUCUCCUUUGCAGAUGCAGAGUGCGCUAAGAAGGCCCUGGAGCAGCUGAAUGGCUUUGAGCUGGCCGGGCGGCCCAUGAAAGUUGGUCACGUGACGGAACGCACCGACCCCUCCACCGCCAGCUCCUUCCUUGACAACGAUGAGCUGGAGAGGACAGGCAUUGACCUGGGCACCACCGGGCGCCUGCAGCUCAUGGCCCGGCUGGCAGAGGGUACUGGUCUUCAGAUCCCCCCGGCUGCACAGCAGGCUCUACAGAUGAGUGGUUCCAUCCACUCGACUCCAAUCCACUUCGUCAACAUGGCAGCUGGUACAGACAUACAAGCCAGCCUGAACCCACCCCCUGAAGCUCCUGCCACCCUUUCACUGAAUCUGGCUCCAUGCAUGAACCAGGCCAUGACCCUCUCAACGCAGCCACUGGCUACGCACUGCCUACAGCUGUCCAACAUGUUCAACCCUCAGUUGGAAAAGGAACCUGGCUGGGAUGUCGAGAUUCAAGAUGACGUCAUUGAGGAGUGCAACAAACACGGUGGAAUUGUCCACAUAUACCUUGACAAGAACUCCCCUCGGGGCAACGUGUACAUGAAAUGCCCGACAAUCCCAACAGCAAUGGCUGCAGUGAAUGCGCUACAUGGGCGGUGGUUUGCUGGUAAAAUGAUCACUGCAGCGUACGUACCUUUUCCGACCUACCAUAACCUUUUUCCUGAUUCGGUAACUGCAGCCCAGUUAUUGAUGCCUGUGCGGCAAUGAUUCUGCCAUGCAUGGGGUAGAUGUCACAAUGCCUGUUGGCUUCAAGAAUGUACAUAAUUUUUGCCAAUAUUUUGGGAUCUUAUUGAACACAGUAGCAAAUUACUGUACCAAUCCACCCUAUCUUCAUCACGCAAUGUUUUCUUGUUCAGUCUGACAGCUAUUAGAGGCUAAGCUUGAGUUAUUCUGUAGUCACACAUUUCUGUAGCUGCAUUUGAGCAAAUUACGUUGUUUCAACCAGCAUUGUGAAAAUACUACCUUUUGGGGUUUUGGUGGGUGGAGGGGCACAUAGGGUACGGCGUUGUUUUACAGUGGGAAGUCUGCGUAUAUUUCUGUUGAAACCGACCCCAGAAGAACAACCCAUUUUUGGACAGCCCGACCAAAUUAACCUGUGACUCGAAUUGCAGUUUGCCGUAUGCUGUCAUCCCAUUAGGGCAUUUAUAUUGGACAUUUAGUCAUUCAGUUGUGCUAUAGAAAUGUUAAUUUGCCAUGUACGUUUUUGUCAGUUAGUGUUAAAUAAAAAAACGAAGCCAACAAAUUUAUUUUUUACAAGCAAGAUA